GGUAGGUUGGCACCCAGGGCAAGUGGCAAAGGAAAGGAGUCUCCGGAGCGGCUGGAAACCGAAAGGGGUGGGGGGAAGCGCGGAACUGCUGGGUUUUCCCCCGCCUCCUUUAAAGGCCGAAGAAGUUAAAAAACUUUCCCACGGCCGUUCAGGUUCGCUCCGGCCUGUUGGGCAAAGAACCCGCGCGGGGCAGCAGACUGAUUCUGAUGAAUUACUAUCGGAUUCCUGUAAUUGGCUCCAUUUUGCGGGAAACAUGACAACUGAAAAGAGUUUAGUGGCAGAGUCUGAGACUCCUAAACAGCAGCCCCCAAAGGAGGAGGAGGUAGUUGCUGAAACUGAUCCCCAGGAAUCUUUUGUGGAGAAAGCACCCGAGGGGGAUAAUCCAUCCAAGAAGAAGCUGAAAGCAUCCAAUGGUGACACACCCACCCAAGAGGACCAGAGUAAGAACAAAGAAUGCAGUUCUGAAACUCGUGGCCUGUCACGCUUAUUUUCAUCACUCCUCAAGAGACCCAAAUCUCAGGUAUCAGAGGAAGAAGGCAACGGGGCAGGAACAAAAGAAUUUGGUGAAGGACACGAGAAAGAGGCUGAUAUAGAAGCUGAUCUCAAUGAAGAGAUUUUGCUGAAAGCCCCAAUAGCAGCUCCUGAACCUGAACUUAAGACUGAUCCAUCUUUAGAUCUUCACUCACUCAGCAGUGCAGAAACUCAGCCUGCCCAAGAGGAUAGGAGAGAAGAUCAGGACCAAGAUCCAGAGAACAUAGAUCUUGAAAUUAAGGAAGAAAAGGAGCAGGUGGAGUGUUCCAAUACAGGUGAAAAAAAAGAAAACAAGGGAAAGGUGGAAAAAGAAUUAAAAAGUGCUCCCAAAACUGUAAGAAGACCCCGAAAUAGCAUGCAUUGCAAGAUUACCUUACUGGAUGAUGCCAUUUUUGAGUGUUCUGUAGACAAACAUGCCAAAGGACAAGAUCUUCUUAAGAAAGUAUGUGAUCACCUCAACCUUUUGGAAGAGGACUAUUUUGGACUGGCCAUAUGGGAUACCCCAACGUCUAAGACAUGGUUGGAUGCUGCCAAAGAGAUAAAAAAACAGGUUCAUGGUGGUCCAUGGAUUUUCACUUUCAAUGUCAAAUUUUAUCCUCCAGACCCAGCACAAUUAACAGAAGAUAUAACAAGGUAUUAUUUGUGUCUCCAGCUAAGAAAAGAUAUUAUUAAUGGGCGGCUUCCUUGCUCCUUCGCUACGUUAGCUUUGCUGGGUUCUUAUACAAUCCAAUCUGAGUUAGGAGACUAUGAUAUAGAUCUGCAUGGUGCGGAUUAUGUCAGUGAAUUUAAACUAGCCCCAAACCAGACAAAAGAACUAGAAGACAAGAUCACAGAAUUACAUAAAACAUACAAAUCUAUGAGUCCAGCUCAGGCUGAUAUGGAAUUUCUUGAGAAUGCUAAAAAGCUGUCAAUGUAUGGAGUUGAUCUUCAUCAAGCCAAGGACUUGGAAGGUGUAGACAUCACUCUAGGAGUCUGUUCCAGUGGUCUUCUUGUCUACAAAGAUAAAUUGAGAAUCAACCGUUUUCCUUGGCCCAAAGUGUUGAAGAUUUCUUACAAGCGCAGCAGCUUUUUUAUCAAGAUCCGGCCUGGUGAGCAUGAACAAUAUGAAAGUACUAUUGGAUUCAAACUUCCUAGUUAUCGAGCAGCUAAGAAAUUGUGGAAAGUCUGUGUUGAACAUCACACAUUUUUCAGAUUAACAUCAACUGAAGCACUCCCCAAGAGCAGAUUCUUGGUGCUGGGUUCUAAAUUUCGCUACAGUGGCCGGACACAAGCUCAGACAAGGCAAGCUAGUGCCCUGAUAGAUCGGCCUGCACCACAGUUUGAACGAACAGCAAGUAAACGUGCUUCAAGAAGCCUUGAUGGUGCUAAACGUGGCUCUCAAAAAAUUCAGUUCAAACUCGUAGAGGAGGAGAAGCAGGAGGAUGUGGUGUUGGUUGGGGUUCCGGAAUCAGAACCCCUGGAACAAUUUCAGGAGAAGCCAGCUAUACAUGUUCUUGACAUAAGUACAAUAAAAGAAGAGGAGAAAGAAGAAAAAUCAGUUGUACAGGAUUUAGAACCAAAAUCGAUAUUACUUGAAACAAUUCAGGAAGAGUCAGCAGUAGCAGUGGUUACACCUGAUAGAAGCCCACGACCUACAUCUGCACCAGCUAUUGCUCAGAGCCAUGUUACUGAGCCAACUGUACCAGCUGCAUCUGUCAGCAAAGAACCAGCAGUUCUUAAAACUGAAAAAGAAACAGUAAAAAAAGAAGUAAAACUUGAAGGAACAUUGCAAGAUAAAGCCAAAACAGAAGCAGCUGAAGGAUUUCAGGUGGGGAAAACGCAUAUCAAAAUGUCAGUACCCAGCACAAAUGGCGACCAAAAUCAGCAGCGUGCAGAAAAAGAGGAAGACCCGAUAAGAAUGAGGAAGAAAAGAUCAAAGAGACUAGAUGGUGAAAACAUUUAUAUAAGACAUAGCAAUUUAAUGUUGGAGGAUCUAGAUAAAACCCAAGAAGAAAUAAAGAAGCAUCAUGCUAACAUCAGUGAACUGAAGAAAAACUUCAUGGAAUCUGUUCCUGAGCCACGACCAAGUGAAUGGGACAAACGCCUCUCUACUCAUUCUCCUUUCAGAACACUUAACAUCAAUGGACAGAUUCCCACAGGAGUAGAAGGAAGUGUGCGUGACUGUCCCUUCAAAGAGGAUGCAGAUGAUGUGACAAAGGGGAGAAAUAUUGCCUCUCACUUUGAAUGGGAGGAUUCAAAACAUUCAGUAGGCUUUAGUGAGAGCCAAAUGUCAACCACACUGGCAUCUACACAAAUUCAUGAAUCAGAUUCUUUUUCCAUAAGCAGCAAGGAGCAGAAAGAGGAGGGUGCCACUACUCUUCCUGAGAGCAAGGAAGAUCUAAGGUGUGAAAAGGGAUUUUAUUCAAAUAUGGAAAAGGAAGCUGAGGAUUCUAAACAGGCUGAGGUGGAAAUAUCUGUAAUCCCUGUUUCACCUCCACUGUACCUCUAUGAGCAAGAGGAGGAAGCCUGUGGUGUUGAAGAAACAAAACUUACCAGCAAGCCACUUAGAGAGCUAAAUGGAGAAUAUUACAAUCCAAAUGUUGAUCAUGAAUUUCCUGCUCUCAUUCGCUGUUUCCAGCCCCCCCUUGUGAAAACUCAGACCGUUACCAUCUCUGAUGUGUCUAAUACUGUGAAAAGUGAAAUUCCAACUAAAGACGUUCCAAUUGUCCACACAGAGACCAAGACUAUAACUUACGAAGCUGCACAGAUUGAUGAUGGCAGUGGGGAUUUAGAUCCUGGAGUUCUCCUAACUGCUCACACUAUCACUUCAGAGACCACCAGCAGCACUACAACCACACAGAUAACAAAGACUGUAAAAGGUGGAAUUUCAGAAACACGAAUUGAAAAACGAAUUGUCAUCACAGGAGAUACAGACAUUGAUCAUGAUCAAGUUCUUGUUCAGGCCAUCAAAGAAGCUAAAGAGCAACAUCCAGAUAUGUCUGUGACCAAGGUCGUCGUUCAUCAGGAGACUGAGAUUGCAGAAUAAAUAGCUUAUACUAGAGUAUCAGGAGUUCACAAACAUUUUUGUAAGAUACUGAAUGUGUGUCCAUUUUCAUUAAGGAAUUUGUAUCUUCCUAGGUGUUGCCUGCUUCAUUCUUUGAAGGCCACCCAAGAUAUACCAGCAGAACUACAAAGGAACUUUCGAACACCAUGACCUCAAACUUGCCAGAUUUAUUCUCAAUCACAGAGUCUAUCAUUUAUUGUUAGGAAGUUAUGCUUUUUGAUGUUUACUUGGGAUUAUCUUUAAUACUAUAUGUCCCUUUUCAUUGUUUUUAAUAUUGUGACCGACAAUUUGCCAUAUUUUACAUGUGCUGUUGUGCUUUUUUAAAAAAAAACAUCAUUUUUUUUUUCAUUUUCUUUUCCUAUGUCAUUUUCUGAAUCUGUAUUAAGAUGUCAAAAAGAGUACACGGGGCUUAUCAAAAAUGUUGCCUUUAAGUGUGAUGAUAUUCACCUUUCUGUUCCUCAAGUAGCUUGCAUUCUCUCCUACCUUUUGAAUAGGUUACUGUGUGACAUAUCAGUGACUUAGAAGUAGCCACCCUUGUCAGAAAAAUCACUGUGUGCAAAACUUUAAUUUGAUGAGUUGAUCUAUAAAAUGUCCAGAGUAUCUUAACCACAGCGUACGUUACCUGUGCAUUUCCUUCGCUUUUGUGGAUAUGUCUGUCUUUAGAUGCUUGAACAUAUCCGGAGGUUGUGGUGUUUAUAUAAGUAAUUCAGUAGUUACCUAGGUUCAGGGACAAUGGAAGUUGCUUUUUUAUACUGUGAAUUGUAAAGCUUUUAAAUGAAUUGUGGUAAGGCAUUCAACUCUCAUCCGCUCUUUUCUCCUUCCACCUUUGUUUUGUUUCAUAGUCCUUGGUAGAUGUUCCUUGUAAUCCUAUCUGCUGUUUAGCCCCAUUAAGCUAUGAGUUUAAGAGUAAGAGACCUGAGCACAAUUAAGUUAGGCUGCGAUUUAUCAUGGUUUUUUUUUUUUACCCCAUAGUCAUUUGUAGGUUUCAGUGAGGAUUUUGUUUAUUUUUUGUUUGUUUUUUGUGCGGGGGGGGGAGGCAAAUAAAGAUUUAAAAUCAUUCUUUUUGAACAAAAGCUAAAUUUAGAGCUCUGGCAAUGUAUCUGGAUAAGAGGUAUAAUUCCUAUUCAGUUGUUAAAGACAAUCUGGCAUUCCUUUCAUGAGGAUGGUAUCGGAGGCUAUCAGUCAGAGUCUUGUUUCCUCAGUGAAAAAUUAUUUGGAGAGGGAAUAUAUUAAUUUCCAUCAGAUAAUGCUUUUUGCAAGACAGUACUCUGUCGUUUUUUUGGGGGGCAACCCUAACCAUAGUGCACUGGUGCUAUAUCUCUCUCCCUUGUUUCCUUUAGAUCAUUUAGAAUUUCUUAUAAAAGAACUUGCUUUCCCUCAGAAACAACGACCCAUGAACAAAGGUUGAUGCACUUGGUAAAUUAUGCCCUUAGCAUUUUCAUUGUUAACAUUAGAACGAAAGAGUAGAAUUUGGCAUUGGUUGCUGUCCUCAGCACCUUAAUACUGUACAUAUUGUCUUCAUAGAAAGCUACGGUAUGUACCACCUGGGGAAUGUGUUCAGAGAAAGAGCAAUAAGUAAUUUAUGAAAGGGGUCAGUGGGAGUUUUUUAAAAGAAAGAUAAUACUGAUUUUACAUUACUUUCAAACAAAAGACAGAUAGGACUACUCUUUUUAAAAAUACUUCACUUUUCUAUGUGUAUUGCAAUCUGCAUGUUCAGUGAUCGGACUCCAAUUUGGAAUUCCCAUAUCUUUCAAAAAUAAAUAGACCAUUAUUUAGUUGGGUGGUUCUUUUUUCCUAAAAUAUGUGAAGGCUCUGUCAAGAUACAACAAGAAGCAGCUCUACCUUUUCUUAGAAGAACUGAAUUUCAGUAAAUAAAAGCUUUCAUUUACUAUUUGGCAUAAUGCUACCCUGUCAUAUUGCAUGCUCCGUUCCCCCCUCAAACGUGAGUGCAUUUUGAUUAAAGAGUCAGUAGGAAUAUUUUAGGAUUUAAAGAUAAUGGUGUGUGAAACAUUUUAAAUACAAAACAUCCCAUUUGAGCUUGAAACCAUAAUUUUACAUUCAAAAUGAAGUGUUUGUGACAUUUUGGAAGUGUUUUGAGAUGGAAUGCUAUUUGAUCAGUUUUGCUUUAAUAUGCUCUGAAUAUUACAUCAUGUUUCCAAUGAUUGCUGAUUGAUGCCAGAGGAAAGCCCAUCUGGAAACAGAUUCCCCCACCUCCCCAGAAAAUAAACAUAGGAUUGAGUUGUAAUAGAAUUAAUGAAAGUAAUUGUGAAAGCAGUAGAGUAAGUAAGCUUCCUAACAAUAUUACACUGAACUAGAAUAAACUCUGGGCACUUAAUGUAUUUAUUACAAAACUAGCUAUUUAUUGUGGAAGACAACUGAUUGGUACACUUGGUCUGGUGCAAAAUAUUAAUAUUUCUGCUGAUUUUAUUGCUCUUUUAUUCAAAGCAGUUUUGAAAGAAUUCUAUUAUUUAUUAUGGAAUUCUAUUAUUCAUGAAGCUUGUAUUCCGUAUGAUUUCUCAGGACAGGUGUUGCCCUUUCACCAGCUGUAACUGAGCAUGAUUUUUGUACACUAUGGACAGCUAGCCAGUGAUGUUCUGCUCUGCUUAGCUAACCUACACUUUCUUGCAUGGAAUGUGAAUCCCUCAUUAAAAGACAAUUACCUUUACACGAUGAGGGGAAUGCAUUUCAGAUUGCACCUCUUCCUGGCCUUUACAUCUAUUGCUCUCCCAUUUUCAGAGUUUUCUACCGCCUUACCUUUGAAUUCCAUUUUCAUUCAUGCACCAGGAUUAAUUUCACUGAUUCACCCAUUUUUUUGUGUUGUGCAAUAGAUGAGUCCCAUCUUUCCUUUCUCUGAUUUUUAGCUUAUCUACUAAAUGAAAUCUGCGAUAAGUGUUGCAUUAGACUGUAAUAAGGAAGUCCAAGGUAAGAUGGUAUAUCUGCACUGUAUCGUUAUUUGCCUCCUUUUACAGUAAUCAGAAGCAAAAAAAUGUUCAUUUAGCAGUAUGUGUAAGUAUUUAGGAUUAUGUUUUCCUAAAUACUACUUAGGAAUAUGUUAGUUUCAAGAAAUGCUCAAAAUCACAGGACACAAAUGAGUGGAAAAGAUGAAAAACUAUUCUAGAACAUAAAAGGGUAAAGAUUGCAGCCGGGGAACAAGGCAGCCGUAUUCCUGAGAGAAAGAAAAGUAAAGGUCAUUCAAAUUUUCUUUUUUUCUAUGUAUUUAUUAGCAAGGCAAUUUGAACUCAGGAGUUUAAUAAAAGUUCUGCUUUCCUACUCAUGGCCAGGCAUAAGACCCCCACCUUCCUUUGAGUAUGCCUGAAGGUAAAAACAUGAUAAAGAAAGAAAAACUUCAUAUUUUUGCAGAUUAAGCUGAUUUACAAGAUAUACAUCGGGGUGUCCAACCUUAGCAACUUUUAGACAUGUGGAUUUCAAUUCCCAGAAUUCUAGGUGUUGAAGUCUACAAGUCUUAAAGUUGACAUAGUUGGCUACCCCAAUGAACCUAAAUGAUUGUGCUAUUUUUAUGUUAUGUUAUACUCUGCUUCUGAUUAUUGUAACGAAACAUUAAAAAAUCCCUUAACAAUAUGCAUAUACACACCUUCCUUUGACUGGCAGUCUAAUUUUGCAACAACUCCUGCCAGCUUUUAUUACCUAUUGUCCAAAAACUAUAAAACUAAACUACACCAGCAAAGGCUGAAAGAGUUUAAGGGUCCUCUUAAACCUCUUAGGAAUGUAAAUCCUGGGGCUGCUGCAGCAUAGUGAUUAUUUUAUUUUCUGAAAUUUCUUCCUGCAUAUAGUGUAAAUCCAUUUUCUGUUGCGAAGGAGGCUUCUGUUUACUACCUGAGCUUAUAGCUUCACACUCCUGCUGGCAGCCUUUGUAACUGAACAAGAGUUGUGAGUUUGUUUCCUCCUGGCUGCUUGUAUCCUGCAAGUGAGCAAUAUUUAUUUUGCAUAGCCAAGCAUGCUGGGGAAAUAAAAAGGAGCUAAUAAAUCCUUUUAAAAUGCAUUUGCCAAGCUAAUUUAACUUUCCAUAGCAGACACAAUGAAAACAAUAUAGUUUUGGGAUACCAGAAACGUGGCCUGAACUGUCUGCCAUUGACAAUCGGGAUUUUCAUGUUUUGAGAAGGAAAAGAAUUUGUAGGUUGCUUGUACUCACAAUCUCAGAGUUGCCACCAUCACCUUAACAGAUCACAAAAUAAACCAGUUUCUAGCAUUCUCGUUUUCUGGGGACCAGCACUGCCAUUACUGGAGCAGUAAAUAAAAUAUAGUCUAUUUAUAAUGAUGAAAUGACUAUGCUCCCAGUUAUUUCCUUCCCCAUUUAUGAGAUUAUCUAGAAACACUCUUAACUGUAUAGUAAAUGGAAGCUAUUUAUCUAUGAAUGUGUGUACAGAAGGAAGAGCAGCAGUAUCCAAAUUGGUCAAAUUAAGAAAGUAAAAAAAUAGAAGAUUUUCACUUGCCAACGAUUAAAGUACAAAUUAACUUUGGGGACUUGAGUGGGUGUUGGGGAUUCAUAAACUGUGAUUUUUUUUCCAUUUUCAUACAAGGGGCAGUUUUUAAAAAAUGUAUUCUAAUUAUGGGGGGCGGGGUUGGUUCUCUUUUUUACACAUUAAAUCACACUAUUUCACUGCAGAUAUGAAGGAGCUUUGUAAAUUUUUUUAAGACAACUGUAUAGAAUAGUUUGUUCUUUUUAAUAAAAGUAGGAACAAUAAACAAUUAGCAAAUCUUUAUAGUUUAUGUAGUUGUUAUUUUGGACUUUUGUAGUUAAAGAGAAAUUAGAUGUAGCAUUUAGACAUGUGUUCAAUCUUGUAUUGCAUUUUUCAAUAAAUUU
Pseudonaja textilis is the source of this 8396-nucleotide messenger RNA. The record is from RefSeq and is a predicted model, not a curated record. NCBI's taxonomy places the organism in Eukaryota, Metazoa, Chordata, Lepidosauria, Squamata, Elapidae.